AUGGUACCAACGCCCCCGGCGAGGGCGACUCGGACGUCCAGAUGGGGCAAUGCCUCGCCGCUUCUAUCGCUCGCUGGUUACCGCGGGGCGCGGACAUGCGGCACUGUGGAGGCGGGACCGAGGGGGACUCGAAUGGCGGCUGUCGUGGCGGCCGCGGCGGCUUCUCGGGGGGGCGGGAGACUGGGGCUCCUCUGCCCGCCCCGACGCGACUUUGUUCUCCACUGCCGCCGGCCUGGUCUGAAGAGAGGAGCGGAGCCCGGGGACUCGACACAGUGCCGGGAAUCAAGAUUCAGCCCACCAAAUAAAUCUUGCAAUGAUUGGAUUGGACCCCCAGAUAGAUAUUCAAACCUUCGGCCAAUCAAAUUUUACAUCCCUGAAAAUGAAUCUCCAUUGGAACAGCAACUUAGGAAAUUAAGACAAGAAACACAAGAAUGGAAUCAACAAUACUGGGCAAACCAGAAUCAGACAUUUAGUAAGGAAAAAGAAGAAUUUAUUCACUCAAGAUUGAAAGCUAGAGGUCUGGGAUUGAGAGAUGAAACAGGUAAAAAAAUAACACUAAAUGCAGAAGAAAUGGCUGAUUUUUAUAAGGAAUUCUUAAGUAAAAAUUUUCAGAAGCAUAUGUACUAUAACAGACUGGUACAAACGAAAUUUUACUAUCACCUUGUUCAUGGGAAGAGUGGCCCUAGAAAGGAUUUGGAGGAAGCUUGGAUUCAAACAGGUGAAGAACAAUUAGAAGCACACCUACAUCUGCCUGAACCGGUUCACGGGCGGACCAUCAGGUUCAGGCACUGCUCUGGCUGUGACAUCCUGUUUUUCUAGAACAACAUCAUAACAGUAUGAACAUGACUGACAAACUCCAAUAUAUAUGAAUGAUAAAAAAAAAUUUUUUAAAGAGUAACAUUGAGGGCCACACUUUUUUACUCCCUCCCACAACAACCUACAUGAAUUGGAACAGAUGACUGAAGAGUUAUUUUGGGGCAAGUUGUGGCCCAGAGAACUGAUAGCUAUCAGCUUGUUGCUCCACUUUUUUUUUUUCUGAUGGAGAUAGAUAGAUAUGGGCCUUUUUAUUCC
Messenger RNA from Gracilinanus agilis (Agile Gracile Mouse Opossum), 1071 nucleotides. Its product is annotated as cytochrome c oxidase assembly factor 8. The record is from RefSeq and is a predicted model, not a curated record. Gene Ontology annotation, cellular component: mitochondrion. The coding region runs from base 1 to 819 and encodes 272 amino acids. Lineage: Eukaryota; Metazoa; Chordata; Mammalia; Didelphimorphia; Didelphidae. Gene Ontology annotation, biological process: intrinsic apoptotic signaling pathway. The transcript has 6 exons.